Molecule: messenger RNA, 4365 nt
Organism: Penaeus chinensis
Lineage: Eukaryota; Metazoa; Arthropoda; Malacostraca; Decapoda; Penaeidae
Exons: 6
Coding region: 292-3057 (921 amino acids)
Biological process (GO): regulation of transcription by RNA polymerase II
Cellular component (GO): transcription regulator complex; PcG protein complex
Molecular function (GO): RNA polymerase II cis-regulatory region sequence-specific DNA binding; DNA-binding transcription factor activity, RNA polymerase II-specific
Source: RefSeq, a predicted model, not a curated record
GGUCGUUUACAUAACGUUUGUUGGUCGUUACGGUGAAUAUCAUCAUCGAUUUUGUUAUAAUUAAUAAGUGUAAAUUUGAAUUGGAAUUAUAAAGGAACGACCGAGUGGAACUUUGGAGCAAACAAAAGUGAGAUUUAUCCUAAAAAAAAAUAUAUUUUUAGAUUUAUUUUUAAAAGAAUAUAUUUGGUCGGCAAGACUGAAUUUUUAGCCUCUGCGUGUUUUACGUUUUAAUUUUUUUUAUUAUUAUUAUUACCAUUUUAAUUGUUAUUUAAAGAAGAGGAAAAAAAGACAAUGAAGAGGAAAAUAAUGCAAGAAGAAGAGACGCCGAAACUGAAGAGAAAAAGGGAGAGAGAAAAUGACAAUAAUAACGAGAAUGAAAAUGAUUAUGGAGAGGAAUUUUUUGAACAAGAACUGAACGUCGCUGAGAAUCACGUUCGUAUACAGUAUGUCGACGCCCACGGAGGAGGAUCUGCGAGCACGCCUCAGCCAUUGUACCUGACUCCUCACGCCCAUUCUCACGCCCACCCCUACGCCCGUGCCCCCCCGGACUCCCCCUGGCCGGACACGCCACGCCCCAACGAGACUCUGAACAAUGUCCUUUAUCACCACCCGCGUUUCGCACACCCAAGUCACCACCCGCUUCCUUCUCCUCACUUUCCAGUCGACGCCACCUUCUCUCCUCUUCUUCCUCCUCCUCCUCCUCCUCCUCACCAUCCUCACCAUCUUGAAAUGGCUCGUGGAGGUAUGGUGAUGAGUCCGGCUAAUUCCUCGGAUCCGUUUGUUCCUCGGCAUCAUCAGCCUCAUCACCACGUGGCCUUCGAUCACGCCGCCGCCGGGGUCCGUGUCGCUUCGGGGAGCCAUUAUAUCCCGGGUGAUGAUGCGGUGGCUAGUUAUCACGGGCCGCGGUAUGUGGCGGGGUACCGGAGGGAUGACUUGGCCGGUUACCCUAGCCCGGGUCCUGAGGUAAUGGCGAAUCACCAGAUGCCUUCGGUAGACGUGAUUGGGCAUUUCGCUACUGGGCUUGGCGAGGCCACCUCCAGGCACGACAGGGCGUCAGAUAAUGUUGUAGCUAGUGAUUGGAAUCCACCCGGUUUCGUAAUAACCAGUCAGCACAAUUCACACGAUGAAAUCCUACCCAGUCGAUGUAGUCCACACGAUGAAAUUGUAGCCAUGCAACACAAUUCACCUUAUGAAGUCGCAGCCAAUCACCACAGCCCAUCCGAUAACGUCUCAGCUAAUCAGUACAGUACAGAAUACGAAACAGUCGGUCAGCACAAUCCACCUCAUGAAACAACCAAUCAACACAGCCCAUCUGAUGAAACUCCAGCCAAUCAGCACAGCCCGUCUGAUGAAUUCUCAGCCAAUCAUCAUAAUCCGUCUGAAGAAGUCUCGGACAGUCAGUACAGUUCAGUAUUUGAAACCGCCAGUCAGCACAAUGCCUCUGAUGAAACAUCCAAUCAGAACAGUCUACCCGAUGACUCUGCAGCCAAUCAGCACAUUCUACCUCAUGAAAUAGCAGCCAAUCAACACACUCCAUCCGCUGAGACCCCAGCCAAUCAGCGCAGUCCAUCCUACGAAAUCCCAGCCAAUGACGUCACUCCUUCCGACGAACCAACCAAUCAAGACGAAGCCAGCGAUGACGUCACGCAAACACCCCCACGACGCGACACGAGUUCGCCGGAAACUGACCCUUUGAAGAGUGAAUUUGACCCCAAUCAAGGUCAAGGCGAGAAUUCGGGGGAAGACAGUGAGAACAAUCAAGAGAAGCCUUUCGCGUUCAGCCAUUACCUGUACAAUUAUCUCAGAUCCGUGAAGAACAUUCCCCCGUGUGAGAGCCAGCAGAACGAGACCGACAGCUUAGCCUGGAGUUCGGACGCCUAUACCCCGCCCGAGAGCCCCUCGACCACGCCCAUUCCUUCGCCAGCUCCCACGCCCGCGGUCUCGCCUUCCCCCGCCCCCACGCCCACGCCGCCCGAGAGCCCCCUCUGCACCCUCGCCCCCCUCGGCGCCCACGAGAGCCGGUUGGCGUGGGCGGAGUUUGGCGGCGGGAGAGGAGCAAGGGAGGAGCGCAUUCUGCCUUCCGAUCUCGACUUUUUGGACAUGGCGGAUGCGCACUUGUUCGGACUCCACGAAGCCAGCGGCGACCCGCAGUUGAUUCACGCCCCGCAGUUGAUUCACGCUCACCUCGGCACGGAGGCCCCCCCCGACCCCGGGCGCCCCUAUCCUGGCACGGACGAGCUUCCCCUCAACCUAGACAUCCCUUUCCCCUCAGGGUAUGGGCGGCCGGGCACGAUUUUCCCCUCGGGCGUCGAACCCCUCCACCCGCCGCCGCCCGCUCCAGCCAUGUCGCCGGGCACGCAGGUCGUCCACGCCUUCAUGACGGGCACGUGUCCCCUUCCGCCGCCGCCUCACGCCCACCCGCACCCCUACCCGCACGCCCACCCCCACCCGCACGCCCACCCCCACCCGCACGCCCACCCGCACGCCCACGCCUUCUCCCUCGCCUCCGACCUGAUGAUCCCCGUGCCCAUGGUGUCGCCCACCAUGGCUUCUGAAGCGGCUCUGCUCGGCUACGUGCCCGGUGCCCAGUACGCCUGCCCCAAGUGCUCGCUGGUGUUCGAUUCCGCCCACGAUCUGAGCACCCACAACGCCACCCACGCCCUCGACGCCGCCCACGCCCUGGACGCCGCCCUUGGGAGCUCGGAGGCGGAGACGGAGGCGCCCUCGAUGAUCACGAUUCACAUCCCGCCCUUCGCCAGCCCCGGCACGCCCGCCAGGCCCGGCACGCCCACGGCCGCCCACCGCGCGCUCAAGAGGAAGCGCCGUGACCCCGCCGUGACCCCGCGUGCCCAGGGCCGUGACCGCGACCGCCUCUACCAGUGCUGGGAGUGCGGGGGAAGCUUCACCACCUCGGGCCAUCUCAAAAGACACAUGGAGGCCCACGGAGCGGACCGACGCCACAAGUGCGACCAGUGCUCAGCCUCAUACUCCCGGCAGGAUAACCUCCUGAAGCAUCUCGAGGUCCAUAGUAACGGGGGCGUCCUCAUCUCCAGGUAGUUGGCACUUGCGUGUGCUCGCUCGCUCGCUCUUAUGCUGACUCGCACGCGCGCUUUGGUCAUUCAGGCUACUAGCUCACUCGUUUACACGCUCAUUCAUUCACUCACUCACGCUCAUGUGUAAGCUCACUCGCUUACAAACAUUCUUACUCAGAGACACUCUUACUCGUAGAUCCCUACUCAUAAACACUCGUAGAAACUCUUACUCGUAGAAACUCGUAUUACUUAUAUACGCCCUUACUCAUAGACACUCAGGCAUCGUAUUCUAAACACUCUUACUCUUAGAUACUUACUCAUAAACACUCUUACUCGUAGACACUUACUCAUAAAAACUCUUACUCGUAGACACUUACUCAUAAAAACUCUUACUCGUAGACACUUACUCAUAAAAACUCUUACUCGUAGACACUUACUCAUAAACGCUCUUACUCGUAGACACUCAUAAAAACUCUUACUCGUAGACACGUACUCAUAAACACUCUUACUCGUAGACACUUACUCAUAAACGCUCUUACUCGUAGACACGUACUCAUAAAAACUCUUACUCGUAGACACUUACUCAUAAACGCUCUUACUCGUAGACACUUACUCAUAAAAACUCUUACUCGUAGACACGUACUCAUAAACACUCUUACUCGUAGACACUUACUCAUAAACGCUCUUACUCGUAGACACUUACUCAUAAACGCUCUUACUCGUAGACACUUACUCAUAAACAUUCUUACUCGACACUCUUAUACACUAGCAUCUUACUCUUAUGCGCUCUUACUCAUAAACACUUAUUCAUAGACACCUUUACUCAUAAAAACACUUACUCAUAAAAACACUUACUCAUAAAAACACUUAUUCAUAAACACUUACGAAUAAAAACACUUACUCAUAAAAACACUUAUUCAUAAACACUUACUCAUAAAACACUCCUAAACACUUACUCAUAAAAACACUCCUAAACACUUACUCAUAAACUCAAGUAACGUAUUUUAACGACCAACACAACGUAUUUUUCCACCGACGUUUAUAUCUUACCCUUUCAAUCUUUUUUAUUUCGUAUUUUUUUAAAAUUUGGAUUCGAUUCGUUUUCAAAUUUUAUCAUUUUAUUAAUGGAUGCUUAUGAGAUUUAAUGAUUCUUUUUUUUUUUUUUUUUUUUUAGCGUUCUUUUUAGCGUCUAUUAUUUGUAAACUUCAGUCCUGUCAAUCAAAUUUAUUGUGAAUGUAUAAAUACUCUCCUGAAUAUAUUAUGUCAGAUUCAUUAUUUCAUGCUGAAAUUAUAUUGAUAAUUUUAAAACUAGAUUUGUAAUUAAACCCGAUAA